AUGGCGCGUCAAAUUGGAACGUCUGAAAACGACUUUGACAAAUCCUUGUCGAGGACCCUUGAUUGGCUUGGAAAACGCGACGACUUGUGGUGUUUGGUCGUCGAUAAUCUUGACGAGUUAGAAAUGUCCACAGAAAUGCGUAAGCUGCUUACUGGCCACUGGAAAUAUAAGGCUCGUGGUCACAUUAUCAUAACAACAAGAAGGGAGGUUUCAGAAAUUGGGGAAGAAACAGGAAUUGACGAGAAGUGUUGCAUUGACUUAAAAUGCUUAACGGAAGAAGAAGGCAUUCAGUUCCUACGGCUACGAACAGGGAAAGAUCAGGGAGAGGACAAAGACUUACGUCAACUGGUCAGAGAACUUGGAGGACUGCCAUUAGCUCUUGAUCAAGCUGGGGCCUAUAUACGAUGGGUUAAACAAUCCAUAAAACAGUAUAUGGAGAAAUACAAAAAGCAGAGGCUGCAACUCUUGGAAAAGAGAAAAGCGCAACAAUUCGUCGAAAACACCCCUCCUGAGCGGCUGGCUGUCCACACAACAUGGCUUUUGAAUUUUGAUCACAUAAGGCAAAUCUCAGAAGAGAUGGGAAUUGGGAGAGCUCCUAUUCUUUUUAUGCAGGUUUGUGCUUUUUAUGGCCCUGAUGACAUUCCAUGCGAGUUGGUUAAUGAAGCGCUGAAGGAAAAAGACAGUUCCGAGGGUAGUGGUCCUUGUGAUCAAGCUGAGAUAGUGUCUCUUCUUACCAAGUUUUCCCUUUUUCAAAGGUAUGGAACAGAUUCGUUUAGUGUUCAUCGUUUAGUACAAGAAGUGAUUCGAAACAGGUUGGAAAAAGAACAAACUGAGUGCAGAGUUCUCUCUCUUGCAUUACGUGUCCUUCACCGCGCGCUGAAAGAUACUCGCUCGCCGGCUGAAGUGUGUGAAAGUUUCGUUGAAGACGCUGUUUUUAGUGUCGAGAAUCCCCCUUCUUUGCAUUUAUGGGGUAAAUUGGCCUCGCAUGCUACCUAUUUACAGGAGCAUUUGUCCAAUUUUUCAGUGAAACAGGUAGCAGCAGGCCAUAAGUUGCUCUAUACAGAAGAAGCCGUGCGUGUUUUUAACGAAGCUGGGAUCUUUUUCAGUGUGUCUCAAGAGAAAAUCAAAGCUCAAGAAGUUCAAAAAUUUAAACUGGAAUUCCUAGUAAAGCUACAAAAAUCUACUGAAGAAAACAGCGCGAAACUGCCAAACUAUUUUAUUGACAUUCCAUUAAAAGACAGGAACCGCAAGCUGAUAUCGCACUGCAUGAGGCAAAUGGCCUCGGAAGGAGAUUUCGUGGAUGAAUCUCGUUCUGUUCAGGAAGAAAGGGAGAAGAAAGCUAACCAACUCAGGGAACAAGGAAACUUUGCAGUAAAAGAUAAAGAAUUUGAAGAAGCAUUAAGGCUCUAUUCCAACGCCAUUGGUCUCACGGCUAACGACUACCGACUUUUCGCCAACCGCGCGUUUUGCUAUUUGAAACUCGGCAAGCCACAGCAAUCCCUAGAUGACUGUGAAAAAUGCCUUUUGCUAAAUCCGGGCUACAGUAAAGCACUUUCACGCAAAGCUUGGGCUCUCGAAGAUCUUGUUAAAGGAGGAUCGUCUCACCUGAUGGGACAAAAAAGAGCAGCGGUGGCUGUAGCAGUCCAUUUUGACCCCGAUUUUCGCCAAGACAAGAAAUUUUGUAAAAUGUUUCCAGAGGUAGAUACUCAUUCGAGUAAAGAAAUAAGUAAUUCUGCACAAUUGGCUUUUGCUCUGAUGACAACACAAGAAAGUGAAACUCUGUUACUGCAUGAUGGUGAGUAUAAUUUACCUCAGUUCGUUGCCUUAACAGACCUGCAGAUUGUCGGCCUUGGACAGGAAGUCGUUUUCAAUUGCAAAGAGGAGUUUACAAUUUUCAACGCCAGGUGCUAUUUUGAGAAAGUCCGUUUCUCAAAAGGAAGCGUGGGUCUUGUUUGUGAAUUUAAUUCUACUAUUCACUUGAAACUUUGCGAAAUUUCCGGAGGAUACUCUAGUUGUGAAGACUUUCCAGAAUGUAAUGGCGGGCCAGGAUGUGUAGCGGCCUCUUUAGGUAAACCUGCCUGCGAUCGCACCGGCAAGUUUGGACAAUCAGGAAUAAAAUCCGGUGUCGGUGGUUUUCCUGGAGUGUCGAUUGCAUUUCAGAGCUCCGCAUUUAUUGAGGACUGUGCAAUUCAUGACUGUGGCGGUGGUGGCGCUCUUGUUCGUACAUUUUCCCGAAUGGAGGUUAGAAAGUGUGAGAUAUACAAAAACCACCAGGCUUGUUUAGAAGCAAGACUAGGCGGAAAACUUGUAGCAUACGAAAACAGGAUAUACAGUAGCAAUUUUCAUGGCAUUCUUAUCGGGCCGAAUGCAGGAGAAUGUGACAUCAGGGGAAAUAAGAUAUUCGAAAAUGCAAGAGAAGGCAUUCUCGCGCAGAGCAACGAGAAAACGAUAAGAAUACACGAAAAUGAUAUUCAUCACAAUGGGCCCUUCGGUCUUUCCCUAGAUGAGAAUUCUCACCUUGAAAUAAGCAACAACAAAAUAUUCCAUAACGGCUUCUGGGGGAUCCUUGCCAAAUCGCGAACUUCAGCAAACAUAACAGAAAAUGUUCUCUUUGCCAACAAAUGUGGUGGUAUUCUCAUUGGUGUAAAUUAUUCUGGACGUAUUUACUUAAAAUCUAACAUCGUUCGAGAUCAUAGCGGUCCGUGGCUAGAGUAUCCAACGUUUCCCAAAGAGGUUCCCCUUGAUAAUAGCAGAGAGUCUGAGUUUGAUGAUGAACUUCCACAUGGAGAAAGGCAGUUUUAUUCUAGGCCACCCAUCCUCAUCCGUAACAAAGAAUUUAACAAUGAAGAGGGCAUGCAUUACCCUAAAGAAGUGAUUAAGCGGUUUAACAGUGGUUGUACGUUUUGUCACCUCACGAAAGGGGUGGUACCUCGCCUUAGGAAGUGUCCGACUUGUCAUAUUGCAUCUUAUUGCAGUAAAGAAUGCCAACGAAAGCACUGGCCCAUGCAUAGGACUUUAUGUAUUGCCCUGAGAAGUCGAUAUUCCGUAACGGUGAAAGUGUCUUCUUAUGUUCCCAUGGAUAGAAAAGUAAUCCAGUUUAGGCAAUUUGGUACUCAUUUAAAAGGCAUUGGGACAGGCCCUAAACCAAGCCGCAACCGUCGCCAAAAGUUCAUCGUAAAGAUUCAAACAGGAACUCUUAAUAGCCACCCGUUACAGUUACUGCGUGUCUACGACAAGAGCCUCACCCUAGAUGGUGACAUCCAAAGUCCAGAAAUCUUCAGCGUUAUUAUGGAAUGUGGAGUCCUGAGAGAGUUAAACAAAUUCACAAGCAAAAAAGCCUUUUUCUGGGCCAUGUUUACUGAAAAUGGAGAGAGGCUGACAGUUUUACUUGAUCAGCUGGCUCCCUAUCAAAAAUGGUGA
This is a messenger RNA of Porites evermanni, 3420 nucleotides long. NCBI's taxonomy places the organism in Eukaryota, Metazoa, Cnidaria, Anthozoa, Scleractinia, Poritidae. The record is from the annotation of a GenBank genome assembly.